This is a messenger RNA of Dipodomys spectabilis (banner-tailed kangaroo rat), 1425 nucleotides long. It is a transcript of the gene Rmi2, whose product is annotated as RecQ mediated genome instability 2. Lineage: Eukaryota; Metazoa; Chordata; Mammalia; Rodentia; Heteromyidae. The transcript is spliced from 2 exons. Gene Ontology annotation, biological process: DNA repair; maintenance of rDNA; negative regulation of double-strand break repair via homologous recombination. The coding region runs from base 1 to 447 and encodes 148 amino acids. The record is from RefSeq and is a predicted model, not a curated record. Gene Ontology annotation, cellular component: cytosol; nuclear speck.
AUGGCGGCGACCGAGGGUGCGCCGGGCGCCGGCGGCCCCGCGGCCGUGCGGUUGCCGCGGUCGCCGCCGCUCAAGGUGCUGGCGGAGCAGCUGCGGCGCGACGCGGAGGGCGGCCCGGGCGCGUGGCGGCUGUCGCGGGCGGCGGCGGGCCGCGGGCCGCUGGAGCUGGAGGCCGUGUGGAUGCAGGGCACCGUGCUGGCGGCGGCCGGCGGCGAGGCGCGGCUGCGGGACCCGAGCGGGGCCUUCUCGGUGCGCGGCCUGGAGCGGGUGCCGCGCGGGCGGCCCUGCCUCGUCCCAGGAAAGUACGUAAUGGUGAUGGGAGUGGUCCAGGCCUGCAGCCCCGAGCCCAGCCUCCAGGCCGUGAAGAUGACGGACCUGUCCGAAAACCCAGUGCACCAGAGCAUGUGGGAGCUGGAGGUGGAGGACUUCCACCGCAGCCUGCCUUAGUUCCCACCGUGCUGGCCCCAGCCAGAAAUGUUAGUGCCUUGAGCACCUCCGGCCAGCACUUGGGGUCCAGUUCUCAAAGGGUUCUGGGAGAGGGAUUGCUGCUAGGGUGGGUGUCCGCCCAGCCAUGGCGGCCCGCCACAGUUCAUCAUACUGGAAGACUCCAGCUCCCACCUCCACCGUCCCCUGAUGAAAAGUGAUGGUUCUUUCUCCAUGACCACCCUGCCAUCGCUGCUGGAGUUUCAGACACUGCCCGCGGUGACUAGACACAGACAGGGAGAGAAACGAGGACCGGCGUUAACUCAGGGUUUUCUCACCUCCCCAAGAUGGGGCACAGAUUCAGAUCUCCUCUGCUUGGAUUCCACCAAGAUUCCAGCCGCUUCCUUCCUGCACUCCAGAAAGCACUGGUGGUGACAGCGGAUUCCUGCUGGGAACUAAGUGGUUGCUCAAUGCAGCCCAGCCCAGCCCAGCCUGCCCUCUGGGAGCCGUUCUGCCUCACCAUUGGGGGACCACGUGUAUCCCCCACACCAGCAGGGUUUUACCUGAUUGUCAAUAUUCUACCACUGACAAAUUUGUAUCCAGUGUCUGCUUUUGAAAACAGUUUUGCUUUUUUUUUUUUUUUUCCCCAAGCAGGUUUUGGUUGGCAGGAAGUAGAGAUCCCACACUGUGCGUCCUGUUGCUAAAGUCUCCCUGGGGAGCCUCGGCUGGCCUCACACUCCUCCUCCUGCGUGCUGUGAUGUGGUGUGCUGUUUCGGUUGGGCAGCAGAGUCUUACAGCGAAUGCUACAUGGAUGCCCUCUCUCCGUGCUGAGCCUUUCUCCUGCCAAGGGCCAUUUGGUGGUCAUGACCCCGUUAGUACAGGCAGCCAGGAGCAGCCACCACGAACAUGUCCAUCUGGCAUUUACCAAAUGAUCUGCCGGGCCUUCACCCUGCGCCACCUGCAGUCAGUAGUUGGACAUUAGGGUGCACUGUGCAGUAUACA